Messenger RNA from Penaeus vannamei (Pacific white shrimp), 564 nucleotides. Its product is annotated as cuticle protein AMP1B. The record is from RefSeq and is a predicted model, not a curated record. Gene Ontology annotation, molecular function: structural constituent of chitin-based larval cuticle. Gene Ontology annotation, cellular component: chitin-based extracellular matrix. Lineage: Eukaryota; Metazoa; Arthropoda; Malacostraca; Decapoda; Penaeidae.
AAUCGUUCCACAGGCACUCAAGCAUCAUGCACCUGAUCCUCCUCGUCUGUCUGGCUGGCCUGGUGGCCGCCUCCCCGAUGCCUCAGAACCGCCACCCCGAGUACGACGCCCAGAUCCUGGUGGACGAGCGCGAGGACCGCGGCGACGGCAACUUCAGGUACCGCUUCGAGACCAGCAACGGCAUUAACACCGAGAAGGUUGGCACUCCAGGCUCCCAGGGCCAGAGCAACAUGCAGGGAGCCUUCAGCUUCCCCCUCCCCGAAGGAGGAGUCGCUCAGUUCACUUACGUCGCUGACGAGUUCGGUUACCAACCUUCCUCCGACCUCCUGCCCCAGCCCCCUCCCCUCCCCGCCCACGUCUACAGACUCCUCGAGAUCGCCGAACAGCAGAGGGCUCAGGGAAUCACCUUCGAGAAGAAAUAAUUAACGCCAUUUAACAGACAUUCAUCGUUACCCCUAAAAUAGAAUAUACAGUAAUGCAUUCCAUUAAUAGAAAAUGUACAUAGUGUAUGUGUGGAUAUCGUGGACUGUAUAGGCAGCAUUUCUAAUAAAUGAGUUGCAUGAU